This is a messenger RNA of Toxorhynchites rutilus septentrionalis, 2211 nucleotides long. RefSeq names its product DNA polymerase alpha subunit B (gene DNApol-alpha73). Gene Ontology annotation, molecular function: DNA binding. Gene Ontology annotation, biological process: DNA replication; DNA replication initiation. Gene Ontology annotation, cellular component: alpha DNA polymerase:primase complex. Lineage: Eukaryota; Metazoa; Arthropoda; Insecta; Diptera; Culicidae. Bases 183 to 2147 code for a protein of 654 amino acids. The record is from RefSeq and is a predicted model, not a curated record. The transcript is spliced from 5 exons.
ACUUCGCGCCAUUUCUAGCCGUGUGUCUUUCUCGGUAUUGUUUAUGUGCAACUGUGAUCUCUACAAGUAAACGAUAAAUCAUCGGUACCGUGUUGCGUUUUUCAGAUGGGAAACUUCUCCCACAUUUCCGUGUUCAUUAAACUGAUUUAAAUAAAAUUUUCUUCCGCUGAGGCACACGCAAAAUGGUAACGAUUCAAAGCAUCAAGGAGCAAUUUGAUGAGCUGGGGGUUGAACCGUCGGAUGAGAUCGUCAGUAAAUGCAUUGAGAUUUGUCUCCGGCACGACGUCGAUGAUCCGGUGGAGUUCGUCGAACAAUGGAUGGCCUACAGUGUUUCCAAGCUGAACGGGGCCGAGCCCACCCUGGAGUAUCUGAGGGACAUGGAAUCCCACGAGUAUGCCAACAAGGUGCGCAAAGUUGCACCGGCCGCUGCGGUGAACCGGGUGCGACAGAGCACCUCAAUAGGGGGAAAGGAUUUCGGCAGAAGUAAUACCGGGACGAGCGGUUUGACGAUCUAUAGCAACAACAGCGAGGAGGUGGAUUCGGUCGAGAACGAGGUGAUGAUGUCGUACGGAUGCAUCACGCCAAAGGCUAAAAAGACGGUAUCCCGUUUACACGCCCACACUCCGGAUCGCAACAAGGCCCAAUUUUCCCCCGCUAGCUAUUCUCCGAUCUCUGCAUCGAAGAAAGCGGAUGCCGACGGGCCAAACAACUCCGGAAAUGUGGUGUACACCUUCGGUAACGCUUCGCUUCUCAAACAAACCACCUGGUCAACACGUGAUACUACCAGCUCCACUAGCGGUAAACGCCCCCUCUCAAUUGAAGUUCGCACAUUCAAGGGGACUCAGCUAACACCGGAAGAGGAUAACACCGGCAAAGAAUUGCCAAACUGUUUAGGUAACGAGUGUAAGUACAUGUACGAUUCGAGCUAUGACCGGGUGUUGAUUCUCGGGGAUAGAAUCUACGAAGGAGGCAGGGAGAUUUGCCAGGGAAUUCGCGAUCUGAGAAGACAGCGGCUUUUGAUGAAGCUGAUAGGUCUUGCUGAAGGGAACGAGGAGGACUCGAUUCCAAAGGAUGACCGAGAAGCGUGCGUGGUCGAGGAAGUGGCUAUUCAUCACGUGGAUUAUCCCAGUACCGAACUGAUAACCGUCAUGGGAAGGAUUGUCACUCACCCCGAGCGAAAAACCGAUCGCAUUGCGAUUGUCGAUUUCGAUGAAAUGACGCUACGAUACACAAAGCUAGACCUCAGCAAAGUGAAAUCAUGGUCACUAUUCCCGGGACAGACCGUUGUGUUGGAGGGUAUAAAUCCACGUGGAAAUGCAUUCGAGGUUGCAACUAUACACACCCAGAGAAAGCUUGAGAAACCGCUGAACCCCAUACAUUUGGAGAAGGGAAUCAGCAUGGUGAUUGGCAGCGCGCCGUUCACCGACAAGGACGAUUUGCUGUACGAGAAACUGUCCGAUUUGCUAGCAUACUGUAGCGAAAACAGCCCAGAUGUACUCAUUCUUACGGGCCCAUUCGGAGACGCUAGUAGCCCACUGUUCAGCACGAUCGCUGAACCUUUCGAGGAGUACUUCGAGAAGAUCAUAACCAACAUCAUGCAGUCGGUUCCUCCCAGCACCGAAGUUUUCAUCGUAUCCAAUCACGACGACAUCGUGUCGAUGUUUGUCUACCCAUCAUUCCCGCACAAAAUCAACAAAUAUUUCAAGAACCUCCACUUCUUGCCGGAUCCUUGUGUUCUAUCGAUCAAUGGGGUCGAAAUCGGCGUCACCACCGUGGACGUCAUCAAGGAUCUAGCCGAUGCGGAGCUCAGUGAGAAUCCCAUUGGUGACAAGAUAAAGCGAGCCUUCAAGUACCUGUUCUACCACAAAACGUUCUACCCGUUGAAUCCGCCGCCGGAGUACCUUCCGCUGGAUGUGGAUCUACUGAAUGAGUUUGGAAAACUGCCACGCAUCCCGAAUAUGAUGAUUUGUCCCGGUGACCUGAAGUGCUAUGUGAGGGACGUCGAUGGUUGUGUUUGUAUCAAUCCGGGACAUCUGGUAGACCAUGCGACUGGUGAGGGUACCUUUGCCCGUGUAGUUGUCUAUCCACCCGAGUCGUCGAGUAUAACGGUGUUCAAUUUCACGGUUAGCCAAGUCGUCAAAUCCUAGAUGCGGUGCACAUUUUUUUUAUGUUCUGUUUGCAAACAAUAUUAUUUUCACUUUUUUAUUAUAA